Molecule: messenger RNA, 3237 nt
Organism: Sungouiella intermedia
Lineage: Eukaryota; Fungi; Ascomycota; Pichiomycetes; Serinales; Metschnikowiaceae
Source: the annotation of a GenBank genome assembly
AUGGAAGAAGAUUCGGCGUCGCUCAAGAGACCAUGGAUCCCUUCCCAGGAAGGGGCCCACUCGCUCCCAAUAGGUACCCAGUCUAUAAAUUCCCAGGUGGAGCUCUCACAAUCUCAGCAGCAGCUUCUCAAGAAAGUCAAACGUCCCAACUCGACAGAAGAGCCGCUGGUUUUCGAAAAAGAGUUGCUCGACAUGACUCAGCAUGCAGCCGAAUUCGCUGAAGAACGCCAGAGCUGGUCCAGACCGCCACUUGAGUCAGAUUUUGCAGAAAAGGAUGUGACUUUCCAACAAUUGGAUGCUGAGGAAGCUUACGCUGGAGACGAGACAUCGGUAAGGUUCUUUGGUAUCACAGCCGAAGGAAAUUCGGUACUCUGUAAUGUGACCGGCUUCUUGCACUAUUUCUAUGCUCCCGUACCUCGUGGUUUCUUAAGGGACCAGCAUUUGGCUCAAUUUGUCAACUACUUGAAAUCGAACUACUUGGGCAUCCACGACGUACACAUCGUAUUGAAAGAGUCCAUCUGGGGGUUCAACAACAACAUGAAAACGCCAUUUUUCAAGGUGGUUGUCUCCAAUGCGAAGGACAUCACCAAGAUAAGAGGUGCAUUCGAAAGAGGUGAAAUCCGUUUCGAAAACUUCUUUCCACCCACAAGCGUCACAUACGACAACAUCAACUACCUUCUCCGUAUGAUGAUUGACUGCAAAAUCACAGGAAUGUCGUGGAUUACCUUACCAAAGGGCAAGUACACACUCGUAGACCCAUCCUUGAAGGUUUCCACCUGUCAGGUGGAAUGUUCGGUGGAUUAUAGGGACUUGAUUUCGCAUCCGUCGGAAGGUGAAUGGUUGAAAAUGGCUCCUUUGCGUAUUUUGUCCUUUGACAUCGAGUGUGCGGGAAGAAAGGGUAUCUUCCCAGAGGCUCAACAUGAUCCUGUCAUUCAGAUCGCUAAUGUGGUGCUGAAAUACGGUGACCAACGGCCCUUCAUCCGUAAUGUGUUCACGGUUAAUACCUGUUCUCCUAUCAUUGGUUCAGAAAUCUUCUCUCACAUGGAUGAGAGAGAUAUGUUGAUUGCAUGGAGAGACUUUGUGGUGAAGUCUGAUGCUGACGUGAUUAUCGGAUAUAACACUGCCAACUUCGAUUUACCUUAUCUUUUAGAUCGUGCUAAAGCCCUUGGCUUGCCAAAAUUUCCUUAUUUUGGUCGUAUGGUCAAUAUCAGGCAGGAAGCCAAGGACUCUGUGUUCAGUUCCAGGGCUUAUGGAACUAGAGAGAACAAGGUUGUUAACAUUGAUGGAAGAAUGCAGUUGGACUUGUUGCAAUUUAUUCAGAGAGAGUACAAGUUAAGAUCUUACACUUUAAACUCUGUUUCGGCCCACUUCUUAGGUGAACAAAAGGAAGAUGUCCAGCAUUCCAUCAUUACUGACCUUCAAAACGGUACCGCCGAGACAAGAAGACGUUUGGCUGUUUACUGUUUGAAGGACGCUUACUUGCCUCUUCGAUUGCUAGAGAAGUUGAUGUGUUUGGUCAACUAUACUGAAAUGGCGCGUGUUACUGGUGUUCCUUUCUCUUAUCUUUUGGCUAGAGGUCAACAAAUUAAGGUCAUUUCGCAGCUAUUCAGAAAGUGUUUACAGGAAGAUAUUGUGGUUCCUAACAUGAAGAGUGAAGGUAGUAAUGAAGAAUACGAGGGUGCCACCGUCAUCGAACCUGUUAGAGGCUACUACGAUGUUCCGAUCGCUACAUUGGAUUUCAGCUCUUUGUAUCCAUCCAUCAUGAUGGCUCACAACUUAUGCUAUACUACACUUCUUAACAAACAGUCGAUCCAGGCAUUCAAAUUAACAGAGGAUGAUUAUACGCAUACGCCCAAUGGCGACUACUUUGUUAAGGACAACAAGAGAAAAGGUAUAUUACCCACUAUCUUGCAUGAGUUGUUGACAGCCAGAAAGAAAGCCAAAGCCGACUUGAAGAAAGAAACAGAUCCAUUUAAGAAGGAUGUGCUCAAUGGUAGACAAUUGGCAUUGAAGAUUUCAGCCAACUCUGUCUACGGUUUCACGGGUGCGACGAUCGGAAAGUUGCCGUGUUUAGCUAUUUCGUCAUCUGUCACUGCAUUCGGUAGAGAGAUGAUUGAAAAAACUAAGAAUGAGGUUCAGGAAAAGUAUUCAACUAAGAAUGGCUAUACAUACGAUGCACAGGUGAUCUAUGGAGACACAGAUUCUGUGAUGGUCAAAUUUGGACACCAGGAUCUAGAAACAUGCAUGAAAUUGGGAGAAGAAGCCGCUGAUUUUGUGUCGACCAAGUUCAAAAACCCAAUCAAGUUGGAGUUUGAGAAGGUGUACUUUCCAUAUUUGUUGAUUAACAAGAAGAGAUACGCCGGUCUUUACUGGACCAGGCCCGAAAAAUUCGAUAAGAUGGAUACCAAAGGUAUUGAAACUGUUAGACGAGAUAACUGUCGUUUGGUGCAAAAUGUCAUCACCAAGGUUUUAGAGUUCAUUUUGGAGGAACGUGAUGUGGAGAAGGCUGAACGUUUUGUCAAGCAGACAAUUGCCGACCUCUUACAAAACAGAGUCGAUCUCUCGCAGUUAGUCAUCACUAAAGCCUACUCUAAGCAAGAAUAUGACGGCAAACAGGUGCAUAUUGAGCUUGCCAAAAGAAUGAAAAAGAGAGAUCCUGGUUCUGCUCCGGUUUUGGGUGAUAGAAUUCCUUAUGUGAUUAUCAGCUCUUCUAGUACGAAAAAUUACGAGAAGUCUGAGGAUCCAUUGUAUGCAUUAGAGAACUCCCUUCCUAUUGACGUCAAAUACUACUUGGAAAACCAACUCACUAAACCCUUGUUGAGAAUUUUCGAUCCUAUUCUAGGGGAAAAGAGAGCCAAAGAAUUGUUAACAGGUGCUCACACAAGAACUGUUAAGAUGAGCGCACCAAAGAGUGGUGGGUUGAUGAGAUUUGCAAAGAAGGCUGAACUUUGCAAGAAUUGUAAGUCACCAUUGAAGGCCAACAAUAAAGGUGCCCUCUGUGAAAACUGCAUUGAAAAGGCUCCAGAAUUAUAUGGAGACGCUUUGGCCCAAAUGAACUAUUUGGAAAACAAAUUCUCGAGAUUGUGGACAGAAUGCCAAAGAUGUCAGGGUUCUUUGCACCAAGAAGUGUUAUGUUCCAACAAUGAUUGUCCGAUCUUUUACAUGAGAAAGAAAGCACAGAAAGAUGUUUUCCAACAGGUUCAAGAGAUGAAAAAGUGGGAUGAAACAGUGUGGUGA